AUGUCCAAGAAACCUCCGACAGCAAAACCAGUCAAUGAUUUAAUAAGAUUUUGGGCCGCACAGCAAGAAGAAAAGGCAGCAAAAACAGAGCCGGUUUCACGAUCACCUCGACGACCAUUGUCCCCAACUGCAACUACAUCCACACCUUCAUCUCCAAAAACCUCAGAACCAUUAUCACCAAGAUCAUGGAUCAAUAACAGCCCUUUUGGUUCGAACGUGCCAAAUGCACCACCUCCAUUAUCUCCCACUCAACCAUUGCCGCCACCUAUGCCCAUUGUAAUUGAAAAAAGUUCAUUAGUUAAUAAAUCAUUAAUAACAGAUCGAUUAAAUGAUAUUUUCGGAAGUAGUUUAGACAGUAAUGAAGGAAAGAAUGCGAAUAUCAAAAGUGAUGCGUCAACAAUUGACACAACGAAAGACAAUAAUAGUUCGACCGUUGAUCUAAAAACGGUUACAACUCAAAAGGAUCGAGGAAGGAGCGAUUGGAGUACUACAUCUCAAGACUCAUCAUCGUCAUCACCUGCUCAGACUCAAUCACGAAAAGACACAGUCACACCCGUCGAAAAACCUUUUUCACAAAAAAAUUCAAGUUUUGGUGAACUUGGAUCACCUACUAGGACAGUUCCUCCAAAAGAUAUUUCAUUUCUCACUAAAACGCGCGAUGCUAAAUCACCAACCCAACGCGAAGCAAUUCCACAGGCAAAAAAAGUAUCAAAUUUGGUGUCAAAAUUUGAAAAGGCAGUAACGCCACCAACUUCACCUACCGCUUUGUCACCUGUAAAAAGAUUUAAUACUAUUCCUGAUCCAAUUAAUUCAUCAUCUAAACCAAUAACUCAACCCGUUCUGCCACCUGUUAAACAAGUCUUUAUCGAAAUAGCACCCACAUCCACUAAUAGUGUUAGUGUUACAAGUAGUAAUAACGGGUCAUCUAGUGGUAAUAAUGGAUAUAACUCUAACAACGGAUCUAGUUUCAAUACUGGAUCUAGUGUUAAUGCUAAUAACGGAUCUAGCGUUAAUAAUAGUUCUAGUGUUAACGUUAAUAAUAGUUCUAGUGUUAGUAAUAGUUCUAAUGUUAAUAAUAAUUCCAGUGUUAGUAAUAAUUCUAGUGUUAAUAAUAAUUCUAGUGUUAAUAGCGCCAACAGCGGAUCCAAUGCCAAUAAUGGAUCCAGUACCAAUAAUAGUUCCAGUGUUAAUUAUGGUUCUAGUGCUAAUAAUAUAUCUAGCACCAAUAACGAAUCUAGUGUUAAUAGAGGAUUUGGUAAUAAAAGUGGAUUUGGUGUUAAUACUGGAUUUAAUGCUAAUAGAGGACUUAAUGCUAACGUAAAUGAUACACCGUUAACUCGAGGUUCUUUAACUCAAAAUGAGCAAGAACCGCUAAAAAUAUCAACUUCGAAUAUUGCCUCCGACACGAAGUCUGUGUCAUCUGGAGGUAAACCUAUUCCACGACCGCUAUCGAUCACAACCCCGGUAUCUCCUAGAUCGGUAUCUCCAAUGUCAAUCCCUCAAACCAUUCCCGAAACAAUGCCAGUGACGUCAACUGAUAAUAAGUUUACAUCUCCGUCUUCACCUGUCCGAUCUACCAAGAUAACAACCUACAAUGACGAAUCAAAGAUUUCAUCUUCUGCAUCAUCACUCAAGUUAUCCGUUCGUGAAUCAGCGUCAAACAAGGAGGCCGUUUCACCAAUGUCAUUACUUUUUGUUGAUGGUUUGCCACAAAUACAACCAACUUCACCCUUACACAUAACAAUGCCUGAACCAUUAUUUACAAAACAUGACAAUUACUCAUCCUCUACCAUCUCGCAAUCCACAUAUUCCACUUCAACUCAAUCGAGACGAGAAUCUAUAAUAUCAUCUGGAAGAGAAUCAAUAACUGUUAAAAAAACGAAUCAGAAAGAAUUAACCCGAUUUUCUGAGACUUCAUCGCAAUCUUCCAGUUCAUUUGCUCAUAUCUAUCAAUCACAACCAAUAUCAAAGGAUGUUUCUGAUUUGUCAUUUUCACUUGAAUCAUCGAUUUAUCGAUCGUUAAAGUCGGAUAGUACCCAGCGUCGUGAUUCUGUUCAAAGGGUUUUAACUCCAAUACCACAGACCAGAUCUAAAAGCCCUGAAACCAUUUCGAUUAAAAGUAUUGAAACAAUCACAACCAAAGGACAAGGAUAUUUACCAGAAAUCAAGAAAACUUCACCAAUGUGGGGUCCUUUACCUGAUAAUGCCUCUCCAACAUCACCGAUUCACUCAAUCACCAUUAGUGAUUCGCUGUAUUCAGUCCCAAAAUCAUCGACUACAGAAACCCGAUCAAUAAUUUCGGCAUAUUCGACCAGAAGUACUUUAUCUGAAUUACUACCAGAAUUCAAACCAACAUCCCCAAUGUUGGGCUCGAAUAGAGAUACUUCUUUUUCAUUAAAUAGCUACGCGUCAUCUCCUCCUGAACCAUUGUCCCAAAUCAAUGUAGAAAUUUGGAAAACUGUGGUAAAAUCAACUACUGAUGAUGAUGACCAACAAAUCACACCAACUCAAAAAAAUUAUCCAGUAUCAUCUUCAAAAACUUUUAGAAAUUUGUCUUCUACGGAUAAAGAUGAUGAUUUGUUACCAAAAGCUGCUCCAAUAUCACCUAUAACAUUUGAUUUACCUGAACUUGGAUUAUUAGAACCAUUACCAAAAGUUCAACAAUCAUCAUCCCAUAAAGAAUUUUCAUCAACUGCACCAUUGAAACGUGAAUUACCUGAUCCAAUGUCAAAUACAUAUUCCUUAUCAAGUUUUACAACAAAUACUUCUUUAUCUGAUGGUGAUAAAAAUAGUUGGGGUUUUUGGAGUGAUUCUCCUCCAGAGUCACCUAAUAAAUUUAAGUUAGAUUUGGAUCGAUUUAAUAAUUAUUUAAGUAAAAAUGACUCUGACUAUGGUGCUUCAGGAUUGAAAAAAGGAAAAGGAAAAAAGUAUAGUACAUUCAUGGAUAAGACAAACAAUGACCAUUCAGACAUUCAUAAAGUUAAAAUUGAAUCAAAACUUGAUAAACAUAAAUCUUUACCAUUAACUCAAGACGAUUCCGCUUAUAAAAAUGAAGUACAUGAAACUCGUAUGGAAAGUGAUAAAAUGGAUCAAAGUGAUGAUUAUAUAAAUUCUGAAGAUAAUAAUCCACCAAUAUUUCAAAGGAAACAAACACGUUCAUCUAGAAAACCGAUGCCAAAUUUUUAUCCUUCAAAAUCAAAAAAAUCAAAAUUAACAGAUGAACAACCACAUGCAAUGACUAUAAAACUUCGAAAAUCCGGAAAUUUUCAAACUUAUCCAUUAUCAGAUGGUUCAAGAAUUGGUACUAAACGACAAAAAUGCAAACCUAUACAAAUUUUAAAAUUUCCUUAUAGUACCAUUAGACCACAACGUAAUACUUUAUCAUCUGCUAGUACACUUAAAAAAAAUCCUUUUCUUAAAUCUAUUAAAAGGAAUUUUGGUGAUCGUAAUUUACCAGAAUACACAUUAUCUAAAAGUAAAAUGUCAUUAAUGGUACCACAUAACUUGGCAGCCGUAGAAUUUGGAAAACUUAAUCAUUCAUUACCUGAUCUUACUAUACGUGUAAGACAUCAAAAAUUUAAUGAAGUUUUUUUAAAAAAUAAUAUGACGGUACCAGAUUUUACACGAUUUGAUGCGAUAAUGAAAGAUGAAAAAAAUAAAUCAACAAAUGUUCGUAUAGCUAUAAUGCAAGAUAUAGAUUCUGAUCCUUUAAAAGUAACAAAGUUUAGUAUUAAACCAUUUGAUGAAUCUGAAUCAAAUGAAUUAUUUAAAUCUGGUUCACCAUGGAUACAUUUACCACAUUUGGAUGAAUUCAUAAAAAGUUUGCCAAAAACCGAAUUUUCAAAUCCAAAAGAUAUAAUGACUCAAGAAGAAUAUGAAAAAUUUAUGGCGACAGGUAAAUUUGGAAAGUAUGCAGAUUCUAUGUUCCCACCGAUGAAUCAGAUCCCAGAUGAUGUUUCUUUAGAUGAUCUUAAAUCUAACAUAACUAAUAAAGAAAAAUCACCAAAUGAUUUAAUUUCUACUGCUAUUGAUGGUGUUCUUACUGCUGAAGCAGCGAUAUAUGGAAAUACUUUGAUAAAAUUAGAAAUAUUGAGAGAUUUUAUACAAUUUUUGGCACUUGCAUUGACUUUUGGAAACGUAGGAGCGGAAGGCUGGUUGAAAACCUUAUUAAAUACUAUACCAAAUUUUUUAAGUUUAAAUUUGGCUAAUGGACUUGAAUCAUCACCAUGGAGUUUACGUUCUCGAACAAAACGUCGCCACAAUAUGGUCGUAGUAUUUAUCUUAACAACACUCUAUCUCCCUUUAUCAAAACUUUCGAUAGAUGCUUUAGUAUGGGCUGAUACAUUCUGGCCAAUUUCAGAUCCAUAUUUACACAACAUAGACAAUCCAAUUCUUACUAGUCCCGAUGGUUAUCGAGAUCCUUAUGAUUUUUGUUAUGUGACUAGUAUGAGACAAGGUGAUUUGAACUUUUCACCGGCAAUUAUAGUAGUUGCCAUAAUAGCUUUAGGCGUGUUUACAAUUUGGUUUCCUAUCGCUUUGAAGAAAUUAGUGGAUAAAAAUUAUCCUAGGAUAGAUAAAUAUAAUGAGGCAGGAGAAAAGAUUACUGAUGAAAUUAAAGAAUAUUCAAAAAGGUUGGAGAAUGACACAUGUCCUUAUAAUUUCUUGUAUAAUGGAUAUAAUGAAAAAUGGUCAUCCUAUAAAACAUUUAUAAUGGCAAAUAAAUUUCUCAGUAUCUUGAUAAUUUCUACAAUCUCUAAAGAUAAUUGUUUAUUCCGUUCUGCAUCACGAAACAAUGUUUCAUUAGUUCGUCAAACAUUACAAAUUUUUUUAAUGUUCUUACUUUUAUUCAUACAUUGGAGAAGUGAACCAUUCCUUCAACCAUCACAGAAUACUAGUGAAUAUUGGUCUCGAUCAAGUUAUGUGAUUACAGCAAUUUUGGGAAUAUUUGUAAUAUUACAAGUUGGACAAUAUUAUAUAGUUUCUAUAAUACUUGUGAUUAUUAAUUUAUUAAUUGGAUUGACAUUAGUGUGGCAUUUGUUUAAACAAACAGAUCGAUACAAAAGGUUUAUCAAAAAUACGAAAAAACGAUUAGAUUUUAGUCUUAACAUAUAUUCACCAAGAUUAGAUUUUGCUAAACAUAUUAAACGUCGAGUAUGGCAAGAAACAUGGAGCAGUUUGAUCUUGACUUCAGAUCAACUUAAAAUUCCAACAGGAAAAGUUAUAGCUUAUUCCCAAUCACCUCAUCGACCUCCAUACUUGUUAAAUUUUUCAGGAAGUGUUGCGGAACGACAUGUAGAGAACCUAAAGAUUAUGAAACAUAUAGGGUUAAAACAUUAUACUACCUCUUUGGCACCUUUACCUAUCUCUUUGGAAAAAUUGAGAAUAAAGAUAGUAAACAAUUUUGUUGGACCUGAUAUGUAUUAUGCACCAGAAUUUUUAAACAGUAAGGUAAAAACAUAUUUUGGUAAAGCAUAUGUAGUACCAUUUCCGUUUAGUUUAGUGAUGUGUUAUGAUGAUGAUGAUAGUGUAGUUGUUUUAACACAAGAAUGGGAAAUCCGACGGUAUGUAGAACAGAAUGAGAAUAAAGAAGUGCAAAGGAGAAGGUUGGUUAGACAAAUGAUUAGAUCUUUGGAAGGAAAGGUUAUUGUUGGACCUUGUUGUGAGAAAGAUAAAAAUGAAUUUGAAAUACAAGAAAAGGGAUUAUUUGGAAAUUCGGGAUCAGAAAUUCAUUAUCAUCGUGGAAUCCUCCAAAUACAACGUAACCAGCGUUCAAAAUGGCGAGGUCAAAACAUGAAUUCUGGAUUUGAGGUUACCAUUACUUAUUCAGGCAAAAUUAAGCCUAGUGGUUCAUCACGAUCCGGUAGUUCAUCACUUAGUGAAGAAACACCAUGUCAUGAAACAACAGUUGGUCAUAACAUUAUCGAAAUUGAACCAGAUUUCAAAAUGACAUCUCAACUUGAACGAUUAUUCACCGAUAAUUAUGAAACACUGUCUAAAGGACUCGAUCUAGUUCAAGCGAUAAUGCAACAAUAUAGGGACUAUUAUAAAGAUGAAGCGAUGAAAAAGAUGGAAACAUUAUCAUAUGGAUUCUUUAUAAAUAUAUAUGAUAAUCCUUCAAUACCAUUAGAAUCAUUACCAGCAUUAUUGAUGACAACCGAAACAAAUGAAAAAGUUCGAGCUAUUCCAGAAACAGAAUAUCCAGCGCUUAUUUAUCUAUAUGAAAGAAUGAGGAUAAUAAAUCUAUCAAGAGUUCAUCAAUGGUGGUACCUGUUUUGGGAAGAUCUUUGGAGGAAAAAUCAUCAAGAGAUUGAAGAUUUGAGAAAAUAUCCACAAGAUUUUUCACCAACUUAUAGAACUAGUUUAUGUUAUAAACCAAUGAUAAGGUUAGAUCUGGAAGAAUUUUUGCAGAAACGUGGUCUUUGGAAGAAUGAAGGACGUGAUGGGUUCUUGCAUUCAGGAAUUCUAAAUAGGAUUUACUUAUAUUUAAAUAAUGUGGUAUUUGGAAGAAAUUCAAAAUCUAAACGAAGAAAUAGCAAAGGUGGUGUGGAGGAAACGCAGAGGACAUGGAGUAUAAUAAAAGGAAAUAGUAUUGAUAGUAAUGAAUAUACGUUACGUGAAAAAGAUGUGAAAACUAUAAAAGAUCGAAUUCCUACUAUAAAAAAUAAAAAUUUUCACAAUAAUAAAUCACCGGAUACGUCACGAUACGAAGAUAAUUCAUCAAUGACUGAUAAUAUUUCAAAUUUAAAAUUACAACAACCUUCUGGUGAAGAUGGAAAAUCUUAUAGAGAUAUCGUUUAUAAUAGAAUUUUGAGAUCUCGUAAAACUGGUGUACCAACGGUUGUCCUCUCUAAUGAGCUUAUUGAGGCAUUUGUCCAGGAUUACGAUACACUUUUGACUAACUGUCGAGAAUUAGAAUCGAGUCACCGAAUAGAUGCUGAAAAACUUCAAGAAUAUAUUCAAAUCACUGAUAAAGUGAUCGAACUUAACGAACAAACUUUGAAAGAGCUUGAACAACGACAUAAAAAAAUUAGCUCGGCUCUUCAUGAUCAACGAAUGAAAGAAAUUGAACAUAAACAGGAAAUGGUUGAUUUGAUGUACCAAGACCUUGUUCAAAAAGAACUGGUUAAGGAUAAAAAUACGAUUGACGAUGAAUCAAAUGAUUUGAUAACUUGGGACGAACAUAAGGAAAAAGGAGGAUGGGAUAAAAAAACGGGUUUUUAUGAGAGGAAAAGUGAGAAUUCGUCGUGGACAUAG
This is a messenger RNA of Cetraspora pellucida, 7254 nucleotides long. Lineage: Eukaryota; Fungi; Glomeromycota; Glomeromycetes; Diversisporales; Gigasporaceae. The record is from the annotation of a GenBank genome assembly.